Molecule: messenger RNA, 469 nt
Organism: Oncorhynchus masou masou (cherry salmon)
Lineage: Eukaryota; Metazoa; Chordata; Actinopteri; Salmoniformes; Salmonidae
Product: piezo-type mechanosensitive ion channel component 2-like
Exons: 2
Coding region: 1-447 (148 amino acids)
Cellular component (GO): membrane
Molecular function (GO): mechanosensitive monoatomic ion channel activity
Source: RefSeq, a predicted model, not a curated record
AUGAGCAUCACUUUGGCGUUGGAGCGUUCCCAUAACGACUCAGCGGAGGUCCAGGAGUGGUGGAUCGUGAACCAGACAGAUCCGGGACAGAUCAGCGUUCGUAGGCCCAAGCACCUGUACGACGCUGGGCUGGAGCUCUAUGUCUUCAGUGACCAGGUCAGCCCUCCUAGUCUGGGCUUCCUGGCUGGAUAUGGGAUCAUGGGUCUGUACGCCUCCGUGGUGCUCGUCAUCGGUAAGUUCGUCCGUGAGUUCUUCAGCGGUGUCUCCCACACCAUCAUGUUCGAGGAGCUGCCCAACGUAGACCGCAUCCUGAAGCUCUGCACCGACAUCUUCCUGGUCCGAGAGACGGGAGAGCUGGACCUGGAGGAAGACAUGUACGCUAAACUCAUCUUCCUCUAUCGCUCGCCUGAGACUAUUAUCAAAUGGACCAGGGACAAGACUCAGUGAGCCUGGGUGUAUAGGGUAGUUA